Molecule: messenger RNA, 1998 nt
Organism: Penicillium atrosanguineum
Lineage: Eukaryota; Fungi; Ascomycota; Eurotiomycetes; Eurotiales; Aspergillaceae
Product: sugar porter family MFS transporter
Exons: 10
Coding region: 1-1998 (665 amino acids)
Biological process (GO): carbohydrate transport; transmembrane transport
Cellular component (GO): membrane
Molecular function (GO): carbohydrate:proton symporter activity
Source: RefSeq, a predicted model, not a curated record
AUGGGCUCCAUGAUAGAUAGCCCGCCGAAGGGCGGAUUCAAGUUAGUGCUGGAGAAUCCAUAUCUUUGCGGUGUGGCAUCAUUCUCGACUCUGGGCGGUCUCUUGUUUGGAUAUGACCAGGGCGUGAUCUCUGGUGUCAUCACCAUGGAGAGCUUUGGCGCUGCGUUCCCAAGAGUUUACAGCGACUCUGGUUUCAAAGGGUGGUUUGUUUCAACUCUUUUGCUUGCUGCAUGGGCUGGGUCUCUGAUCAAUGGACCCAUCGCCGAUCGAAUUGGACGAAAGCUAUCAAUCAAUAUGGCUGUCGUAAUCUUCGUCAUUGGAUCUGCUAUUCAAUGUGGUGCGGUCGAUAUCCCAAUGCUCUUUGCUGGUCGAGCGAUUGCCGGCCUGGCUAUCGGCAUGUUGACUAUGGUGGUCCCAUUAUACAUCUCAGAAGUAUCCAUCCCUGAGAUCCGGGGAGGCCUUGUGGUAACACAACAAUUGUCCGUCACAAUUGGCAUCCUGGUCAGCUACUGGAUCGACUAUGGAACCAACUAUAUUGGAGGCUCGCGCUGUGCCCCGAAUAUGGCUUACACAGGAGGAACAGCUUCAAAGCCUUCCUUCGACCCAUACCAUGAUGUUCCCAUCGGCGGAUGCACUGGUCAAUCCGAGGCAUCAUGGCGACUCCCACUAGCCAUCCAGAUAGCUCCGGCAUUGAUUCUAGGUAUUGGAAUGCUGUUUUUCCCAGACUCGCCUCGCUGGCUACUUAUGAAGGAGCGCGACGAAGAAUGUCUUGAUGCUCUUUCAAGACUGCGUCGCCAGUCUCGGGAUAGUCCCACGCUUCAGAACGAAUAUCUGGAGAUUCGGGCGUCCAUCAUGCUCGAGAACACCUUUGCACGGGAGCAUUUUCCCAACAUGACAGGAUUCAAGCUACAUGCUGCUCAGUACAUGUCACUAGUGACAAGUUGGUCCCGCUUCAAGCGGUUGGCUAUCGGUUGCUGCGUCAUGUUCUUCCAGCAAUUCAUGGGUUGUAACGCCAUGAUAUACUACGCUCCCACGAUAUUCGGCAUGCUGGGCAUGGACGGCAACACAACUUCACUUCUAGCCACCGGUGUAUAUGGUAUCGUCAACUGCCUUAGUACUCUACCGGCACUCUUCUUCAUCGACAAGGUUGGACGUCGCGUCCUUCUCAUGGCAGGCGCCACAGGAACCUGCAUUUCGCUUGUUAUCGUCGGGAGUAUCCUCGGCGGAUAUGGCUCCAGCCUAUCCGGAAACAAGUCCGCUGGAUACGCAGCGAUUGCAUUCAUAUACAUUUACGAUGUCAAUUUCUCAUAUUCGUUUGCGCCCAUCGGCUGGGUGCUGCCGUCUGAGAUUUUCAACUUGUCAAUUCGUUCGAAAGCAAUAUCUAUUACGACAUCGGCUACUUGGAUGUGCAACUUCAUCAUCGGCCUCGUUACUCCGGACAUGCUCGAUACCAUCACCUGGGGUACUUACAUCUUCUUCGCAGCAUUUUGUCUAGUGGCGUUGGUCUUUACGAUCUUUUGUAUUCCCGAGACACGCGGAAAGACUCUUGAAGAUAUGGAUCUCAUAUUUGGUGAUACGAGUGCUCAUGAGGAGAAGAAGCGCAUUAAGCGCAUCGAGGCUCAGCUGCGUGGUACGCCUUUUGAAGAUGACGACAUGAAACCGGUUGAUGAGCAUGAGGAGGUUGUGGAAGACCCGCCGCUCACCGUUCGCGCCGUUCGCUUCUUCGAGAGCGCUUACACCUUUGUUGGACUGUACUUUGUCAGCCUGUUUUCGCUCGACACCUACGCUGCGGCCCAGGCUUCCCAGUUCAAUGUCUACAACCGUCAAUCUGCCUCGAAGUCCAAGUCUCGAUUUGGUGUAAGCUCAGGCACCUGGGGUGGAAGCGGUGGUGGUGGUGGCGGUGGUCCUCCCGGUCCGGGGUCGGGUCCUGGCAGGCGUAUCGGAACAGUGGACGAUGUUCGAGGCCCGGAGUGUGGGGGCGGGACAUGCCGUGGGUGA